UUUGGUGCCUUAUGGGCCGAAGCUGACUGAUUCGGGCACAGAUAUUGGGUCGGGCCGGAACCAUCGGUUACCCAAGGUGCUCUACAGCUCAACUGCAUGAGUAAUGCUCUUCUUUCUCUCUGCUAUUCCUUCCGUCGAUUCCAGAUUGGACCAUUCAUUGCUUUCAACAAUCAACAUGGAAGUGUUCAAGAGAGCCAUACUACAGCCUGGGCCACCUCAAGCCUUUGCACUACAGACUGUUCAGGAAGUUAUAAAACCUCAGGUAAGCCUUGAGCUCUUCCCUAGUGGAUUUGAGCAUUUGGAGUGCGUGAAAAAGAAACAAACAAAACUAGCCCAAGAUGAGAAUCAAUUAUUAGAAAACAUUCUUCGGACGUUGCUUCAGGAACUAGUGUCAUCUGCAGUGCAGUCAGGGGAGCAAAUAAUGCAGUAUGGGCAAUUGAUUGAUGAUGGUGAAACUAGCCAGGGUCAUAUUCCUCGUCUUCUUGACAUUGUGCUAUAUCUUUGUGAGAGAGAACAUGUUGAAGGUGGCAUGAUAUUUCAACUGUUGGAAGACUUGACAGAAAUGUCUACAAUGAGAAACUGCAAGGAUAUUUUUGGUUAUAUAGAGAGUAAACAAGAUAUUUUAGGGAAGCAAGAGCUUUUUGCGCGUGGGAAACUUGUGAUGUUAAGAACAUGCAAUCAACUUCUUCGUCGUCUAUCAAAGGCAAAUGAUGUGGUGUUUUGUGGACGAAUUCUCAUGUUUCUGGCACAUUUUUUUCCUUUGUCUGAACGCUCAGCUGUGAAUAUUAAAGGAGUUUUUAACACAUCAAAUGAAACAAAGUAUGAGAAAGACCCCCCUGAUGGGAUUUCUAUUGAUUUUAACUUUUAUAAGACCUUUUGGAGUUUACAGGAACACUUUUGCAACCCUGCUUCUCUAACUCUUGCUUCUGCUAAGUGGCAGAAAUUUACAUCCAGUUUAAUGAUUGUUUUGAAUACCUUUGAAGCUCAACCAUUAAGUGAUGAAGAGGGGGAUGCUAAUAAUUUGGAGGAAGAGUCAGCAAAUUUCAGCAUAAAAUAUCUUACUAGCAGUAAACUAAUGGGUUUAGAGUUGAAGGAUCCAAGUUUUCGACGCCACGUUCUUGUGCAGUGCCUUAUAUUAUUUGAUUAUUUGAAGGCCCCAGGAAAGAACGAGAAAGAUUUGCCAUCUGAAAGCAUGAAAGAAGAAAUAAAAUCAUGUGAGGAGCGUGUGAAAAAGUUGCUUGAAAUGACUCCACCUAAAGGGAAAGAUUUUCUUCGUAAAAUUGAUCAUGUCUUAGAACGUGAGAAAAAUUGGGUGUGGUGGAAACGUGAUGGUUGCCCACCAUUUGAAAAGCAACCAUUGGAGAAGAAAACAGUACAAGAUGGAUCUAAAAAGCGUAGACAAAAGUGGAGACUGGGAAAUAGAGAACUCUCUCAGUUGUGGAAGUGGGCAGAUCAGAAUCCGAAUGCUUUGACUGAUCCUCAACGUGUCCGAACUCCUCACAUCAUGGAAUACUGGAAACCCUUGGCUGAAGAUAUGGAUGCAUCAGCUGGAAUAGAAGCUGAAUAUCACCACAAAAAUAGUCGGGUUUAUUGUUGGAAAGGUCUUCGAUUUUCGGCUCGACAGGACUUGGAUGGAUUUUCUAGAUUCACUGAUCAUGGUAUUGAAGGGGUUGUGCCUCUAGAACUUUUGCCGCCUGAUGUUCGAUCCAAAUACCAAGCAAAACCAAAUGACAAGUCCAAGCGUGCUAAGAAGGACGAAUCCAAGGGUGCUGCAGCACAAUCUGAGGAAAAUCAGAUUGCUACACCUGCAAGUGAAGUUGAUGGUGAAGGAAUCAGAGCUGAUCUUGAAGCCUCAGCAGCACAAAUGGACGUUGAUGCGACAGCAACUGGCAAUAUAUCCCAAGGUGGCACUCCAACACCAGAUGAACAUCAAAAGCAGAGCUCUGACACUGAUAAUGGUCAAGAGGCGGGUCAGUUAGAAGCUGAUGCUGAGGUUGAGGCAGGAAUGAUAGAUGGAGAGACUGAUGCAGAAGUUGAUUUAGACGCUGUUGGCUGAUAUGCUGGAAGUGUGAUUGCGGUUCUUGGUUGCACAUAAGAGAAUGCUAGUGAAGUGUUAAAUCCUUAAUCUUAACUUGGAAAUCUAGUAAAGGCAUUGAAUUUUUCCUACGCCACAAAAAUGGCUAUUUUACCAAAGCUUGUAACUUUAACAUGUAACCAUUGUAGGGCUUAUUGAGCAAUCGAUGCCUUCUUAACACUUUUUCUUUAUGGUUUCACUGAAGGCCCAUUAUUUUA
Molecule: messenger RNA, 2292 nt
Organism: Quercus robur (English oak)
Lineage: Eukaryota; Viridiplantae; Streptophyta; Magnoliopsida; Fagales; Fagaceae
Product: THO complex subunit 1
Exons: 22
Coding region: 104-2056 (650 amino acids)
Biological process (GO): regulation of DNA-templated transcription elongation; mRNA export from nucleus
Cellular component (GO): THO complex part of transcription export complex
Source: RefSeq, a predicted model, not a curated record